AUGAACGUGAGGACAGAUGAGCGGCAGGACAUGAACGUGAUGACAGAUGAGCUGCAGGACAUGAACGUGAGGACAGAUGAGCUGCAGGACAUGAACAUGAGGACAGAUGAGCUGCAGGACAUGAACGUGAGGACAGAUGAGCUGCAGCAGUUCAAACCACAUCGGCCUUUUACUGCCACUCCUCUUCCUCCUCAGUUCUUCCUGAUGUGGUCACUGUGCAGGAGGAAGUCAAACAGGUUCACUCUGACACAGACAGUUCCUGUCGACAGUUAUGAUUUGAAGUAUUCAUGUGGGUUCUCGUCUCUGAACAGCCAGAGGACCUGGAGGAGUUGGACUGUUACCAACACGAUGAACGUCAGCAACAGGACUGACUGCGACCAGGUCAAAACCCCGGCCCAUGUCUUCUUCAUGCUCGUCUACAGUCUGCAGUUCCUGGUCGGCCUGCUCCUGAACGGCUUCACCCUGAAGGUUUACUUCUGCAGAGGCCAGCAGCAGACGACCAGCAGCGUGACCGUCUACCUGAAGAACCUGGCGGCCUCCGACUUCCUGAUCAGCCUCUGUCUCCCCAUACGCAUCCUCCACUUCGCCAGCAGCUCCCCCCCCGUCCGCCUGGCCUACUGCAACUUUGGUUCUGCCGCCUUCUACCUCAACAUGUACGCCAGCAUCCUGUUCAUGGGUUUCAUCGCCGCUAACAGGUAUCUGAAGAUCGUCCACCCUUUAGGAAAUCACAUCCUGCAGACCGUGAGGGUCGCUCGCCUCGUCUCCACCGGGACCUGGCUCUUCCUCCUGGCCUCGUCCUGCAGCUACAUCGUCCUGUCCCUCCUCACCCAGGACCCAGAGCCCUCCCCCUCGGUGUCGGUCAGCGUCAGCUGUGAAGUCCAGCACAGUCCACAGCUCAGCGUUUUCUACAAAUUCAUCCACACCUGCUCCGCCACCAUCUUCCUGCUGGUCCUCAUCUCCCUGGUCCUCUUCUACUGGGGCACCUCCCGCAGGCUGUCCCAGGUCCAGCAGAGGCAGCCGGCGUCCUCCAGCUCCAACAAACUGGCCAAGUGCCGCAGGAACAUGCUGGUGCUGGUCAUCGUGUUCUGCGUCUGCUUCGUCCCGUACCACCUGGUUCGACUCCCCUACGCCUUCCUGUCCAAGCAGUGCCGCUGGAGCCAGACCUUCUUCUACCUGAAGGAGCUGACCAUCAUGGUGUCGGUUCUCAACGUCUGCCUGGACCCGCUCAUCUACUUCAUCUUCUGCAAGACCUUCAGGGCGCAGCUGGGCACGAGGAGGCCGGUCAGCACGUCGCAGAUCUCGAGCAACACAGGAAGACUCGAGAUGAAAAGCAACGUCGAGUGUUGAAGCAGAGCGGCGCCCACACACAACACCUGGGGCUUGUGUUGUCAAAAAGCAACAAUCACAAGAACGUUGUGGUUCCUCUAUGUCAGAAACGAUACGCUAGAGUGCGUCCAAUGUGAUUACGAGUGUAAAAUAGGUCAUAGUCACACCAUGCCCCCCCCCCCCCCAUCAUCUCACUCAAAACUGACCAAUCUGAGGAGGGCUGUUUUAAAUGAUCGUUGUGGUAUUUUGACUAAAAUAUGUUACAGACAUUUCAUUAAGACCCCAAGGAGCCAAAUCAACUGUGGUGAGAUGGUCAUACGAUGGGUCCCAUAAGGAAACCUUCAGGAAGUGACCUGAGCACUGUCCCCCCUCAGGAACACACACAUGAACACAGCAUGACUGAAGCUCCUGAAACAUGUCGUCUGUCGUCAACUCCAAUCCUCUUCAUGAUGUCACAUGACAUGUGCACGUCCGCUUGUCCUUCUGUGGUGCAGCCAGCAGGGGGCAGCAGUGCGUCACCUCCGUCUUUUCACAUCAACUUUAACAACACGAGAAGAACAUGUGACUCAAAUCUCAUUCAGAAAAACAUGGAGGGAUCCCUUUUUAUUAAAGACAACAGGAAGUGUGAGGUCAUCAUCAGAGGUCAGAGGUCAGUGACCAGUGAUGUUGACCUCCAGAGAAACACAGACAUUCUGUAUCAGGUCCACGUUGAAGGAAAGAAAUUCUGAGAUUUCACAAGAGGUGGUUAUAUGAAGAGAAAAGUUGUGAUAUUGUGGAUACUCAUGUUUUGUUGCCUCCUCUAAGAUUAAAGAUUUAAUUCAAAAAUUAUGACUAUUCUCAAAAUCCAAGAGUCGGUGGGCACAUGGCUCUUGUUUGUAGAGAACCAGUGAAUCAGAUAAUCAGAUCGUGUUACCUGAAACCAGUUCAUUGUAAUGGUGGAACUCACAAACCAUAGAAAACACUUCACACAGUAAAUAUCUCUCAGUUGAUAUAUUUAAAUAAACAUUUGAGAGGUUUAGAAUACAUACAUGAUUUCUUCAGGUUUUACUGCACAUGAUGAAGCUGAU
Platichthys flesus (European flounder) is the source of this 2393-nucleotide messenger RNA. RefSeq names its product P2Y purinoceptor 14-like. Bases 1 to 1347 code for a protein of 448 amino acids. The transcript has 4 exons. Gene Ontology annotation, biological process: G protein-coupled receptor signaling pathway. The record is from RefSeq and is a predicted model, not a curated record. Gene Ontology annotation, cellular component: membrane. Lineage: Eukaryota; Metazoa; Chordata; Actinopteri; Pleuronectiformes; Pleuronectidae. Gene Ontology annotation, molecular function: G protein-coupled purinergic nucleotide receptor activity.